AACUCGAAAACUUGUUAAAUUACAAGAGACCACGCGUGUGUUCUGCGCAUAACACAUUAUCUUAUAAUAAUAUACCAACGUUUUGCUUCUAAAAUAUCAAUUCACCGUUUUGAUUUUCAUACAUUGACAAAAUGAAUGGAAGAGUCGCAUGUUUUCGCAUUUUACCUCGGAAGAGAAAAUCUAUGAGCGCAUUUUCUUGUUUUGGGUAAAGGUCACUUGUCCUAAUUAUUACAGGAGUAUCUCUUUGAAAUCAAAAGUUUGAAAGUUCGGCCAACAAAUAUCGUAUUGUUUAUCACGUUGCCAGCUUAGACACGCGUGUUAGAGAGAAAUCGAAAAAUCGAAAAAUCGAGGCCUCUUAUUUCAUAUUCUUGAGUUUUAUACUUCAUUAACCUCUCAUGUGAGCAAAAAUGAAAACAAUCCCGUCUUUUAGCUUUUGUAUAAAUUACGUCCCCCUACUCUCUUGAACCUCAACAUGGGGAUAUUUUCAUGCUCAAAUACGAAAUCAGAUUUCAUUAUUUUUUUCGAUGAUUUGUUGUCGUAAGUAACUACCUUUAAGUAGCUCUUGGCUUGGACUGUGGACUCUGGUGGUCGGCGGAUAACUCGGUGAUUAUCAGAUAUAUACUUACUGUAAACAUAUAAUGAACUUGGGAUUAAGUACCUGUAAUGAAUUAAACCUAACCAUGGGCAUCUUUUAUACUUUCACUCAAAUUGCUGCUCGGGAAGCUCAUUGCAGUCAUCUGAGAGUAUGUUAGUCAUAGACAUAUAAUUACUUAAGUAAGCAUACAAUGGCUUAGUCUGGAAUACCUUGACGAACAUGCGAGAAAACAAUUUAAGUGCAAGAAACUAUUUGACCCUUUAUCCAGGUCCCUGAACUAUUUGAACUAAGCCCGAUGAAUAGACUCUACUUUGAAAACGGAUUUUUAUACGUUCAUUCAUCAUCAUACGUUGUUCAUCAUCGACCACGUGACAAUGGAAACUGGCCUAUCACUCUAAAAAGGAUUUGCAGAUUUGUACAUCUUGAUUCAUAUAAAUAAUAUUGCGACUGAAGAAAUACACUGUCAUUAACAAGGAUACGAGAUUAAUGAACAAAGUCUUCACACUUUAAAUACUCUGCAUUCGUUUGACUUCGUUUCUUAAAAGAGAGCUUCAUCGUCUUCGUUUGUUGUGAACUAAACUCUACGCUCAGGGUGUACGUUGAGGGUAAUUUAAUUAAUACUGAUAUUCUGCAUCUAAAACAUUUUUACAUGCCAUGUAAUAUCCCGGGACCUUUAGCAUUACCUCUAUGUACUAUAGGAAAAGGGUCAGUAAAUAUAUUUAUAUUGGACGUUGUUGUGUGUGAGCAAAUAUACCCUUAAGUCCUAUAGCUGAUCAGUGGAAUGGAAAGUGUACUGGAAAGGAGUUUGUAAAACGAAUAAAUGAAGCUUAGUGUAAUGCUUACAUUCAUGUUAUUUUAAACCGUUUAGGCAAAAUAGAAAGAUGUAGACCAUGUGACAUGUGUGAGGAACGAUCAUGAAAGUAGUUGAAAAUAAUAAUCUGCGAUUCCAAAUGAAGAUGCCAUUAACAUUUUAGGAUACGAAAUAUAACAUGUAUAUUAACAGAAAACAACCGGGACAUGGGUGGAAUAUAUGCAGCUGGACUGCAUGUUUAAUUGUACUUUUAUGGAUGUCGCCUACGACAAUUGCAUUAACCGACAAACAAAACAAUGUCGUGUCCAACUGUGAUGAGGGCGAGCCAGUAUGUGAAUUCUGGCUGGAAUUGGAACAUGGCUUUACAAUGACCAAACAAGUUGGGUCGAAGAUGCUACCUGUCAUUAUUCAACAAAAUGGAUCCAUCUACCAUCGUAGCUCUUCUGGUGAUAAGUUGGUACCUAUUGCAGAUAAUGAUACGGAUUCCAUCGUGUAUGCGGAUGGGAGUUACCAGCUUAUAAUGAUGGUAAACAAGUCAAUGCCAGGACCCCCUAUGGUGGUGUACGAGGGCCAAGAGGUGGUUGUCCACGUUACUAAUUUAUUAACAAACGAAGCAACGACGAUACAUUGGCACGGUCUUGAGCAGCGGAAUACCCCGUGGAUGGAUGGAGUGGGUUCGGUGUCGCAGUGCCCGAUUAACCCAUACGAAACAUUCACAUAUAGAUUCAUUGCAUCAAAUAUCGGAACCAACUGGUACCAUGCCCAUCUGGGGACUCAACGAAGCGCUGGGAUCUUUGGUUCUUUGGUUGUCUUGGAGAGACCUAAAGACCAGAUUAGGAGGAGGGGUGCUGAUCAACUCCCCGAGUUUCUUAGUGACCACCACAUGAUCGUACAAGACUGGACGAGGAGAGACUCGUUGUAUGUGUCAGAGCUCAUCAGCAUAGACGCCGCGAACUUUGCCUAUGGAUUCGAUAAAAACCGCUUCUCCUCCACAAAGCAAGUUGACGGAGUAGACGCAGGAAUAAUACCAUUCAUAUCAGCUUUAGUAAAUGGAAAGGGUUAUCAUCAUAUAUCCCCUUACGACAGUCAAAAGAUAGAAAAACGUGGACUGCCCAUUGAAGUAUUUCAUGUAAACCCACCGUCAACUGAUAAAGGAGGGGCAGUGAGAUUCCGGCUGAUAAACGCAGCAAUGUAUUAUGCUUUCCGUGUCUCCAUUGAUUAUCAUCAACUUCACGUGAUAUCAACUGACGGAAAUCACGUGAUCACGACGACUGUCCAAUCAGUGAUCGUCUAUGGAGGAGAGAGGUAUGAUUUCUGGAUAAAUGCAACGGAUCCUCUGGGAGUAGGAAACUAUUGGGUGCGGUUUGAAACACUGGAAAGAUAUGUUCAAAACAAAACUAUUUUACCUGGGCGAACAUAUGCAAUAUUAAGAUAUAAGGGUGCUAAUAAGAGGAUUCCACAAACAGAUAGGCGACCUUGCAGAAGGACAAAUGGAUGCAAAGUAUUGAAUUGUCCAUAUAAAUAUUAUCCGAAAGGAGAGUAUACAACAUGUAUACCUGUUGCGGACUUGAGGGACUCGUUUCCGACUCCUACACUGUCCCCAGAGACAGAAAAGUUCACCCAGAAAUUCUUGAACUUUCAUUUCUCUGGGUUUCACUCGACUGGAAGGUGGCUAUCAACUAUCAAUGGGAGGCAACACCAACAAUUUUCUUCGCCUGUUAUGAUCCAACCUGAGAUCAUGGCAAAAGCUAGCCAGAAAAUGUGCCCUGCUACACUGAAACAUGGAGAGGAUGGUAUUUCAUGCACACAUAUUAUAGACCUGCCACUCGGACACAUUAUACAGAUCACCCUUUUAACAACCGUCUCUCCUCCACUGAAUGGAGUAUUAAAUGGCAAUGUCCACCCCAUUCACAUCCACGGGCACAACUUCCAAGUAGUCAAGAUGGGCUUCCCAAGGUAUGACCCUAUCACUGGUAGGCAACUUGAGAUGAACAAGGAGUUCAAUUGCACUGUAGAUGAUAAUUGCAAUGAUGGCAUCGUUUGGGCAGAUCCCAGUUGGAACAGCGGAGAUAUACCUGGUAUGACCAAAGAAGGACCACCACUAAAGGAUACCGUUUUGGUCCCUGUAGGUGGAUACGUUGUAAUACGAUUCAGGGCUGAUAACCCAGGGUUCUGGUAUUCCCACUGUCACAUAGAGUUCCACAAUGAGGAAGGCAUGGCACUGAUCUUUAAAGCCGGGGACGUAUCAGAUAUGAACACAGCGCCUAGUAAUAUGAAAACAUGUGGAAAUUUUGAGUUUUCUGGAGAAGAAUUUCAAUCUCUGAUCAACAAUCGGGCCAAAGGUGGGCCCAAAACAACAAGUAAGCAUCAAACGAUUCCAGAGCCUGCAGUGGAAGAAAUACUUGAAAAGUAUGAAGCAAUUAUUAUUGCUUUAGGAGUCACAUCUCUCAUCCUGAUGUGUUGUGCAAUGUAUCAGACAUAUCGACUUUGGAAAUCUCGAAAAAUAUCACGUGGAGGAUAUCAUCGUAUUGAUGAAAGGGAUGAAGAUGUGCUAAGUACGACUCAAACCUAGCUGUAGGUGCAUGAAAACGAUCAGUAUAAACGAGAUAAAUGGCUUGGCUACUAAAUCGAACUAAACGUACAAAUUACCAACUUCAUAGGUUGGUCUCUUGAGUGUAAUAUAUGACAUCUUAAAUAUAUGCGCUCAUAUGCUGCAUGUUUUAGUAGGACAAUCAGAUAUGCCAGAUACAUUAUAUACAUAUAAUAUACAUAUACAGGUAUGUAUAAUACUUCAACAAAUGUCAUGAUGUCGUAACAAUGGAAAAAAUGAAUUCCAUUAAUUUGAAGCUGUUUUGCUCAAUUUUGUUAAAGUUGAAAUUAAUGACUCACACAAGGGGCGCAUGACUCGAAGUCAUAUUUUGUUUCUUGCAUGAGUAAUUCUGCAAAAUCGUCCAUUCUUCAUUCGCUUUAUUUCACUGUUACUCUCAAAGAAUUGCCAAAGCUCGUCAGAAAUGUAGGAUCUUGUAAACGCAUGUACUCAUUCAUACAAACGGUAUUGUGUAUUCACGAUUUGCUCAAGAUUCUUCGAGGUUGCAUGGCCUUACUGUAGUUAUGUAAAAAUUACCGUAUAGGUUACAAAAGCAGUCAGAAAAAAACAGUCAGAUUAUGUAUGUUUUUAAUAAAACAAUCCGAUUAAUAUAGAA
Molecule: messenger RNA, 4609 nt
Organism: Owenia fusiformis
Lineage: Eukaryota; Metazoa; Annelida; Polychaeta; Sabellida; Oweniidae
Source: the annotation of a GenBank genome assembly